Clupea harengus (Atlantic herring) is the source of this 1753-nucleotide messenger RNA. RefSeq lists its product as uncharacterized. The transcript is spliced from 3 exons. The record is from RefSeq and is a predicted model, not a curated record. NCBI's taxonomy places the organism in Eukaryota, Metazoa, Chordata, Actinopteri, Clupeiformes, Clupeidae. Bases 1 to 909 code for a protein of 302 amino acids.
AUGUUCUCCAGGGGGGCCUCUGGUUCCCCAACCCUGAGAUUAGAUGUUCUCCAGGGGGCCUCUGGUUCCCCAACCCUGAGACUAGAUGUUCUCCAGGGGGGCCUCUGGUUCCGCGGCCGCACCCACCAGGACCAGGCCUCACACACACACCUGGGUCUUCUCCUCUCCCCGAGGGCCUCACACACAUCUGGGGCCUCUCCCCGAGGGGCCUCACCUGAUCCCAUCACCCCUCAGACUCAGGGCUGCAGUUGGGACAUCUGUCCUGUAGGGGGCGCCUCGCUACACGUCCUGCGCUCCUUCCUCUUCCUCUUACGGGGACUGGAUAGCUCCUUCCUCUUCCUCUUACGGGGACUGGAUAGCUCCUUCCUCUUCCUCUUACGGGGACUGGAUAGCUCCUUCCUCUUCCGGGGACUGGAUAGCUCCUUCCUCUUCCUCUUACGGGGACUGGAUAGCUCCUUCCUCUUCCUCCUACGGGGACUGGAUAGCUCCUUCCUCUUCCUCUUACGGGGACUGGAUAGCUCCUUCCUCUUCCUCCUACGGGGACUGGAUAGCUCCUUCCUCUUCCUCUUACGGGGACUGGAUAGCUCCUUCCUCUUACGGGGACCGGAUAGCUCCUUCCUCUUCCUCUUACGGGGACUGGAUAGCUCCUUCCUCUUACGGGGACUGGAUAGCUCCUUCCUCUUCCUCUUACGGGGACUGGAUAGCUCCUUCCUCUUCCUCCUACGGGGACUGGAUAGCUCCUUCCUCUUCCUCCUACGGGGACUGGAUGGUCUCCAUUUUAAUGUUCAACUUUUUUUUCAAGGCAGCUUUGGUGUACAAAGAACUAUAGAACUCUGGGUAGUGACCAUUCUAACGUUACACUUCCUGCUUGUGGCUUUUUCGACUCUAGGAACUAUGAGUAGCUCCUAGGAACACGCAAUACUUUUGUAGGUGGCUUUCGUGUACAGGACAACACACACACACACACACACAGGAUAAAACCAAGUGUGUGAGCGCAGGUGUGGAGACGGGGCUGUCUGUUUGAAUGGCCCUUUGAUGAACUGUCGGGGUCCAGGGGACUGUUAGAGCGGGGGGGGGGGGGGUCAUAUAGAGCUGGUUGUCUAGUGCAUCUCUUCUUCCUCACCACUGUGGAGCGAGGGGGGGUUGGGGGGGCAAUAGAGCUGUGGAGCGGGGGGGGGGGGGAGAACCAGUGAGGUUUGCACGUCAUGAAAUGAGAUUUUUUUUUUUUUUUUUUUUUUCCUUCCCUGUAUCUUCAUUGUUUAUUUUCUCCCCCCUUUUAAGAGAAUGCAGAAAGAUGUUUAUUUUUUGCUUUUGUUUAAUUUAAUUUUUUUUUACGUUUUAUUUAUGUUUUUUGUUUUAUUGCUUUCAAUGUUUUAUAUUUUAUUUUUGUGCAGCAGAGCACAAAUUUUUUUUAGACUUUAAAAGUUUUAUUUUCCACUAAUGUUCUUUUUAUUUUAAAGAAUUUGUUUUGUUUUCGUUGUUUUAUAGCGGACCUUAUUCUUUAGCAGCGGGGGAAGGGGGGGCCCUCGGCUCGGCUUGGCACGGAACCUUGACAGAAGGGAUCGCCACCCAGACAGACAUAUUUCAGUUUCUGCUUUCUGUUUAAUUCCACCUCAAGUCUGAGAGACGCAUCCUGUGUUUUUCUUUUUCCCUCAACUGUGGUGCAAGUUCCAUGUAAACUUGUGUAUGAAACUUAGCAUUUCUAUUUUACUUCUGUAAUUGGGGAAUUAAAGGUUUUCUACCAAGCAGGAAA